AUGCAGCUCACCAGAACCCUCGCGGCGUCUCUGCUGUUCGCCGGUAGCGCACUAUGCGCCGAAGCCCCCAGCACCCACAAGGCAUUGAUUGCGCCCAAGGUCUUCAUUGUCUCUAUGUUUGAACCUGAAGCUCAAGCGUGGUGGAACAUCCCUGAAUUCAACCUGCUCGCUCACAACAUCACCAUCCCUGGUCUUUCUCCUAUCUUCCCCGAUGUCCACUGUACCGAGGACUACGAGGUCUGCCAGCUGAUCACCGGUGAAUCUGAGAUCAAUGCUGCCGCCACCGUCACCACCGUUGCCUUCUCGCCCUUGUUUGACUUCACUCAGACCUACUGGUUCGUCGCGGGUAUUGCCGGCGUCAACCCCAAGAAGGUCACCACUGGAUCCGCAACCUUUGCUCGGUACGCAGUCCAGGUCGCUCUCCAGUACGAGAUCGAUAUCCGCGAGUUGAACAGCUCCUACACCACCGGAUAUAUCCCCCAGGGUGCCGACUACCCCGGCCAGUACCCCACAAACAUCUACGGCACUGAGGUCUUCGAGGUCAACUCCGAGCUGCGCACCAUUGCUGCCGACUUCGCUCGCAAGGCCAACCUUUCGGACUCCACCACUGCCCAGGCCUACCGCCCUCGCUACAAGACCCCCAGCGGAAAGUACAAGGCCGCUACCUUGCCCCCUAGCAUUGUCGAGUGCGAUGUCGCAACCUCCGACGUCUACUACAGCGGCAACAUCCUCGGUUCCGCUUUCGAGAACACCACCAAGGUCCUGACCAACGGAACCGGUGACUACUGCGCCAGCGCCCAGGAGGACAACGCUACCCUGGAAGUCCUGCUCCGUGCCGCUGUUCACAAGCUGACUGACUUCUCUCGCAUCAUCGUCAUGCGCACCGCAUCCGACUUUGAUCGCCCCUACCCCGGUGCCUCUGCCACUUACAACCUGCUCUACUCCGAGCAGGGUGGAUUCGAGCCUGCGCUGAAGAACCUCUACGUGGCCGGAAUCAAGGUCGUCGAGGGUAUCAUCGAUGGAUGGAACGCCACCUUUGCUGAGGGUGUCAAACCCACUAACUACAUUGGUGACAUCUUCGGCACCCUGGGUGGUACCCCUGACUUUGGCCCUGGCCGCAAGCAGGCUCUCAUUGAUGGUGGCGCCUACAAGAAGCGCAGCAUUCCUAACCGCCUGCAGCGCCGCGGUUAA
Messenger RNA from Penicillium olsonii, 1191 nucleotides. Lineage: Eukaryota; Fungi; Ascomycota; Eurotiomycetes; Eurotiales; Aspergillaceae. The record is from the annotation of a GenBank genome assembly.